AUGGUGUAUGCCACGCUUCUGAGCGAGGAGGACCUGAGUCGUUUCAGGACGAAGCAGUGCAAGAGGCUACUAAACGGAGGAUGCAACUUUGGAAUAGACAGAUGCCAGUACAGCCACAACGAAUUUUGGAACAGACGCUGCCCAUUCUAUUUGAGUGAUUCAUCCUUCAUUCGAUACAUAACAGUCAUGUGUCCAGAUGUGGAGACCAAGGCCGACGGUUCGAUCAACAGUCUCUGUCUUCGAGGUGGAGAAUGCCCCUUCGCUCACUCAGCGGAAGAAAUUUUGUACCAUCCUUUGUAUUAUAAAACGAAGCGGUGUGAAGAUUAUAAAAAAGGAUCCUGCAACACGUACUAUUGUCCAUUUAUUCACGGUUUGGCAGAGACUAGAAUUCCAGGAACAUAUAAACUGCCCUUCACCAACGGAAUUAGCAUCCCCAGUAUCCCCAACGUAAUCAUUGUGGAUAAAAUUGACAUAACGACUAAGACAAAUGGAAACAUAAGUGGUGGAGACAGAUACGUGAAAAAUGUUCUUUCAUCUAAAAAGCGCAAUGAUAUGAAGUUGACGGACCAUCUGAAAUUUUUUGACAGUGCACCCUUUUCCAAAAUGAACAACUGUAUGAUGCCAACUCCGUACUCCUCCAUUGAUUCUCUUCCUCAUAACAACACAGAUGCAUACAAGAGUAACCCUGGGAAAAAACUCACCCUCUCGUUUAGCCAAAAUUUUGGGAACAACUCCUCGGAGGAAGAUUUAAAAAAAAGCAGAAUCAUAUUUAGUGAGGAAAAUGCCAUGGACCAUUUUUCUGCCUUCUCCAAGGGGGGAUUGAGUUACCCCAUUAGUUCCUUCACCAAUUUUGACAACCACAUGCUGGGCGUUCAGACUCACGGGGGGAGCAUCAACAUGGGGAAGUCCUCUCCAAAUAGUUUGUCGUGCACUCAUUAUAGCGAAUUCGUGGGGGGUAAUAUGGACAAAGGAGAGAAUCGCUCAUCGGUGAAGUCUAGCAUGUCGACCCAAGUCACCGAUGGACUUCACCCCAACAAUAACUGGAACAAGCAUUUUAAUAUGCUAAAAAUGAAGCAGAAUUAUUCUAGCUGUAGUACCGCUGCUCACGAAAUAAACUUCAACGAACAUGACGUUACAAGUGAUGACGUGGUGGAGGAUGAUGAGGACGACCUGGACAAUUACCUCAUGAACACGCUGCUCCCGAACGGGGGUGACGACGAGAUUGGUGACACCAAGGCUCACUACAACUACCACUGCAACUGCAACUGUAGCAGUGCGAGCAACGAACGGAAUGACGAUGGAAGCGUCCACCAUAAACCAGGCUGCAGCGUACACCACGCGGAGGAGGAGCAAAACACCAGCGAAGUCAACCUGCUAGAAAUAAUCAGGUGUCUCAAAAAUCUAUAUGAGCGAAUCAUGAAAGGCAAUUUAGUCUUCUCCCCAGAACAGUGGGAUAACAUUGCCAAAAUUACUUACGAAAUUGUUCGCGUUGUGGAAUUUAACAGAAUAUUAAAAUUGAAGAGAACCACCGAUAGGAUGAAGAGCGACAUUUGCAACAGGAACAAACAGUUCUCUUUUGAUAUGUCUAAGAUUACGGACAUAGGGACGGAAGAGGUGAAGGACUCCGCUGCCACGUUAGAAACCAACACGUUUAUGGGGGAACCGUUUAGCAAGGAAGAAACGAGUGCAAAUAAACAGGCGGAGCAGAAAAACGGAGAAAUUACACCAACGAUGAAGGAGGAAAACAUGAACGAUACGAUUCAAGUUGCCACUACGAAGGACGCAUUAUUGAGCAAAAUGAAACUCCACUUAGAGAGCAAAAGGGAAAACUUGCCGGAUGCAAACACCGCAGACGUUGUGGGGGAUACCUACAUGAUGAUGCACCUAUAUCAGGACCAACAGGCAGAGAAUUACCCCAUUGGUAAAAAGGACAUGGAUCUGUUUAACGUGAAGAGGAAAAUUUUAACCCAUCAGUUAAGCACCAUGAAUGAUGUAGCCAACGAGAUAAGCGGAAUGCCCAACAUAAGUAACAACGAAAUGGCUAGCACGAACGGAGAAGGGGACAACGCCAAUAACGAUGGCGAAAACGCCAAAGACGACCCCCAUUUUUUGGACUAUUACAACUUAAGCAAAGGCAAUUUCAACUUUGGAGAAACGAAAGAAAACGCAGAUAAAAUUUUGUCGCAGCAGCCAUUCAUGUCUUUCUUUUCCUUUCUUUCUGAAUAA
Molecule: messenger RNA, 2226 nt
Organism: Plasmodium coatneyi
Lineage: Eukaryota; Apicomplexa; Aconoidasida; Haemosporida; Plasmodiidae
Product: Zinc finger protein
Exons: 1
Coding region: 1-2226 (741 amino acids)
Molecular function (GO): metal ion binding
Source: RefSeq, a predicted model, not a curated record